AAUGUCAUCAUCAGUUUUCUACUAGUUUGGCUUUCCCACUAAGCAAGUGUAGGAGGCAGGUGGUUUUAUAAAAUUUUAAUUUUUUGGACAGCUUUCUUAGUGCUUUUAAAUAAUGACCAUAUUUGUUUUGAAAGUUUGUGAAAUUAAAGAGUUUUAAUAAUUGUGAGUAGUUUAGUAUCGAUAUAAGACUGACGGUUUUUGCAAUAUGGAGUGUUGUUGAUUUCUAAGAAAUGUGAUUAUGUGAAAUCGAGUUGUUUAUUGGAAGAGUACCAGCUUGACAUUUUGAUGUCUUUCAAACUAUAAACAUGAAAAAUGUGUGGCCAAUCCUUCUUUUACUCAUCUAUCUAAAACCAUCAACAAGUCUCAAAUGCAACCGCGAAGAUAAAAAAUGUCUGUGUCUUCCAGGGGCAGAAUUCGAAUUUCAAUGCCCCUCCAGUUUCGAAGAUGGGAAUACUCCAGAUUACGUCAUUCAUGUAAAAGGGGAGAAGGAGAUUUUAAUCGAUUGUUCUCUCAGUAUGACGGAAUUUAAAAUCACUUUACUUCCUAAUGUCACCAUUGAGAGAGUUGAAAAAUUUCGAAUGAGAUUUUGUCCAUUACCUCCCAGAAACUUCAAAGAGGUGUUAGACUGGUUUGGGAUUAAAGAAGUCAAAAUUUUGCAAUACUCAAAUUACGAAUUGCCCAAUACGACUUUAUCUAAAGACUAUUUUGAGGGACUUGAAGAUCUUGAAAGUUUAUCAUUGGAGAAUAACGGAUUAAUAGAAGUCGAAGAGGAUAUUUUUGCAAAUACUCCAAAAUUGAGAUCACUCGAAUUGCAAGUGAAUAAACUCAAACUUAAGACAAAUUUGUUUAAAAGUACACCGCUAUUAAAGUCUUUGGAUAUUUCUCAAAACGACUUGAAUUACCUUCCUCAAAAUUUAUUUCAAAAUCUUGAAAACUUGGAGCUGUUACAUGUCUGGGGUAACAAAAUUCAACAAAUUGAUGAUUUAACUUUUAACGGUUUGAAAAAUAUAAAAUCGCUGGAGUUAAGUGCAAACAAAAUUGAAAGAAUCUCUGAAAAUGCUUUAAAAAAUUUAAACAAUUUAGUACGAAUUAAUUUAUCAAUGAAUAAAUUGCAAUCAGUACCUGGGGAUCUCUUUAGCCAUAAUCAAGAAUUAAAAUUAGUUAUAAUGAAAAUGAAUGAAGGCAUAAGGCUUCCGAAUUACCUGUUUUCGAACAUCUCCUUACUUGAAGAAGUUGAUUUGAGCGAUUGUAAAUUGGAAGACAUUUCUUCCGAUAUUUUCAAGAAUUCUCUAAACUUGAAAACAAUUAAAUUGAGUCAAAACAGAUUGAAGUUUAUAUCGGAGGGACUUUUUCAAGGACUGAAAAAUUUGGAAGAGAUUUAUUUGAACCAAAACAAUAUUGAGACAAUUAACAACGUUUUUAAGUCACUUGAACGACUCAAAGUUUUGUCGCUUGAAGAUAAUCAAAUCAUGGAAAUUAAAAAACAAACAUUCGAAGAUUUGAUAAGUUUGGAGAAGAUUAAUUUGCGAAACAAUCACAUUACUAAGAUUAAUAACCGUUCAUUUUACAAUAACAACAAUUUAAAAACGAUUGAUUUGUCCCAUAAUAAUAUUUCGGAAGAGUACAGUUCACAAACGUGCCUUUUGGAAAAUGUCCACAACGCUGAAACUAUUGAYUUAAGUCACAACUUAAUUAGACGAAUCGAAGACGUGGUCACGAUGUACAACAAAGUCAAUUUAAARUCUUUGGAUUUGAGUUACAACCGCAUACAAAUAAUACACUUGAAAGAUCUUCAGCCUUUGGCUAAAAAGCUAAUUAUCAAGCUGGACCACAAUGAUAUAAGAACGGUUGAUUUCAAUUACCUCGAAAUGAUUAUUACAARUACAAAACYCCGAGAUGCUUUAUCUAAUCCUGAUCCGUCGUAUUCUGUCAUCGAUUUGAAUCAUAAUCCUUUAAAUUGUGACUGUUACAAUUUUGAUUUAGUGAGAUAUAUCACAAAUGAGCUUAGGCCGGAAAUUAAAGUAAUGUUUGAUUUGAAAAUGGAAGAAUUAAAAUGUGCAAGUCCACCGCCACUUGAAAACUUUUCGAUUGAGUCAUUGCCAAUAAAACUGCUCAUUUGUCCAGUUGUAAAAGGAUGUCCGGAGGAGUGUUUGUGUAGUCAAAGACCCUAUGAUCGAUCUAUGAUAAUAUAUUGCGCGAAUAAAAAUUUGACUCGAUAUCCUCAAGUAAAUUUGAGUGAGUUUGCAACGAUUGAAUUUGAUCAAACUGAAAUGCAUCUCGAGGGUAACUUUUUAAAUACUGGACCUGAUAAUAAUUUGACUGAUUAUGACAAUAUAACGGAGCUUUAUCUUUCGUCUAAUGAAAUUGAAACGAUUUCGUGGAUGCCACCAAAACUAAGGGUUUUGAAAUUGGAUAAUAACCGAAUCAGUUAUAUCAACUCCAAASUUUUAAGCACAUUGAAUGAGUCACAUUUGCACAAUUUGACUUUGUUUAAUAAUCCAUGGAAGUGCGAUUGCAACGCAGCAAAUUUUACCAAUUUUCUACGCCAAAAUACCAAAAUUGUGGAUGCAAGACACAUUUAUUGUUUCAACAGCACAAACCGUUUAAUUGAGUUAAACCGGACUGACCUUUGUGACGAGUGGCAAGUCGUCUAUCUCGCCUUCAUAGUCCUGACAGUGCUCUUCUUUAUUGCCUUUGCUUUUGCACUCUAUUACCGCUACCAGCAGGAGAUAAAAGUCUGGCUCUUUGCUCACAAUUUGUGUUUGUGGUGGGUCACAGAGGAGGAGCUUGACAAGGACAAAAUCUACGAUGCUUUCAUCAGCUACUCGCACAAAGAUGAAGAUUUCGUCACUGAAAACCUUCUUCCGGUUCUUGAAGGUGGUCCUCAACCUUACAAACUCUGUCUUCACUAUCGUAAUUGGAUCCCUGGAGAAUUUAUUACAACACAAGUGACAAAUUCGGUGCUCGAAUCGCGUCGGACAUUAGUGGUGCUUUCGCCGAACUUCCUUGAAAGUGUUUGGGGAAAAAUGGAGUUUCGGACUGCUCACACUCAAGCAAUGACGGAAGGACGUGYUCGGGUUAUUAUUGUUUUGUACGGAGAUGUCGAUGUGGAUUCUUUAGAUGAUGAACUYAAAACGUACUUAAAAACAAACACUUAUGUGAAGUGGGGCGAUCCCCACUUUUGGAAUAAGGUGAAAUAUGCUUUGCCACAUUCAAGAAGAAAUGGUGCAAAUAAUCAAAAAAUUGCAAAUGUUAUGAAUUGUAUUGACGAUAAAUUUAAGUUAGUUGCACCGGUUACGAAUAGUCCGGGUACUACUCCACCAGUUCUUGCACUAGAUCCAAAUAUGUUAAAACAUCCACUCAAUUUUGUAUCUAGUCAAGAAAUAGAUACUCCACCUGCUGAAGCAGGGACAUUGCUGGUAUCGACUGGUCUUUAAGACUGUGAUUUUGUUAUUAUGCUGUACAAAUUUAUUAAGAUAAGGUGCCAAAAUUUUGUAUGUAAAAUACGUACAAAUUAUGUUUUUCCAUUAUUGGAAUUUUUUAAUUGUCAUUAACACUUCGUACUGUUAAAUGCAAAUAAUAUGUUAGAAUUAUGAUAUAUUUUAUAAAUUUUUAUUGUUGUACUCUUUAAAAAUAUAGCCGUUUUCGUACA
Tribolium madens (black flour beetle) is the source of this 3652-nucleotide messenger RNA. Its product is annotated as protein toll-like. The transcript is spliced from 5 exons. Gene Ontology annotation, molecular function: protein binding; transmembrane signaling receptor activity. Gene Ontology annotation, biological process: innate immune response; toll-like receptor signaling pathway. Lineage: Eukaryota; Metazoa; Arthropoda; Insecta; Coleoptera; Tenebrionidae. Bases 306 to 3437 code for a protein of 1043 amino acids. The record is from RefSeq and is a predicted model, not a curated record. Gene Ontology annotation, cellular component: membrane.